This is a messenger RNA of Lampris incognitus (smalleye Pacific opah), 3496 nucleotides long. RefSeq names its product transmembrane protein 41aa (gene tmem41aa). The transcript is spliced from 5 exons. The record is from RefSeq and is a predicted model, not a curated record. Bases 115 to 948 code for a protein of 277 amino acids. Lineage: Eukaryota; Metazoa; Chordata; Actinopteri; Lampriformes; Lampridae.
GUGUUCCAUCGGAUGUGAGGUUGCUGCAGCUGCUGGGUGCACCCGCGUUUGCUGUCCCCUUCCACAGUAGCGGUUACGAGGUUCCGCCGCCUGGCGCGUCAGGUGCCCCUGACUAUGCGCUCCCUCGCGGGUUUGAUCGCCGUCGUCGCUGCCGCCACCUUGUAUCUGUACUUCCUGUCCUUACACCUCCCCGCAGCACCGCCGCUGCUGCGGCCCGGCGCUCCACACCAGGAUGGGGGCACGGCAGACACCACUCCACCCGGUGACUCUUCCGAAGGACAACGCAGCAGGCUGAAGUUCCCGGCGGACCUGGAGGAGCUGAGGGAGCUGGCGGAGCUGCUGCACUUCUACAAGACGGAGCACACAGGAUACGUCCUGCUGCUCUUCUGCAGCGCCUAUCUCUACAAGCAGUCCUUUGCCAUCCCCGGCUCAUCGUUCCUGAACAUCCUUGCAGGGGCUCUCUUUGGACCACACGAAGGGCUGCUGCUGGCUUGUGUGCUCACCACUGCAGGCUCCACCAUGUGCUAUCUGCUGUCCCGAGCCUUUGGGAAACACCACAUCGUCAACCUCUUCCCUGACAAGGUCUCAAUGCUGCAGAGGAAGGUGGAGGAGAACCAGGACUGUUUGUUCUUCUUCCUGCUCUUCCUGAGGUUCUUUCCCAUGACCCCCAACUGGUUCCUAAACAUGUCCGCCCCCAUCGUCAACAUCCCUGUCAUGUUCUUCUUCUGUUCCGUCUUUAUCGGCCUUCUGCCAUACAACUUCAUCUGCGUCCAGACGGGCGUCAUGCUGUCUGAGGUGUCGUCUCUGGACGACCUUUUCUCAUGGGCGCGGCUGCUGCAGCUGCUGGCCAUCGCCUGUGUGGCCCUGCUGCCUGGGGUCCUUAUACGACACUACAGCCAGAGCCGGCUCAAGCUGGAUGGGCCCAUCACCAAGAAGAAGAUCCAGUGAGUCUGCUUGGGAACGAAUGAGUCACCCAGGACCCCUUUUCCCACUGUAUGCCUUAUCUCACCGAGUGUAAUUUUCAGACAUGUAGACGUGAUUGGGAAAUCUGCUUCAAGUGUUGAGUCUUUCUGGCUCUAGCUGCUGUGAAGAUUGUGGCCACUGGGAGUCCCUGUGGGGAAAGGGACCUUUCUACUUGUAGCGCUUUGUUUUUAUGGCGCUGCAUAAGGAUGAGAAGGUGGUGAAGUCUCUAGAAAGUGAUGACAUUUGAACAGGUGGACUUAAGGAACAGUAUUAUGUGUCACCCGGUUCUUGUGUUUCUGUGUCACAGCAUCUGUCUGACCACAGUGUGCACAUAUCUGUAUGCUGUAUGUAUGUACGUUUGUAUGUAAAUUCAUCUUUAUUGGGAAAGAUGAAGUGAAUGUGAAGGACAACUGCUGUUGUGCAUGUUCCAUCCACUUCCAGAUCUGCUGUAACAUAGACAGCCACUUAUGUUAGAGACAUUUUGUUGUAGUUGUGUAGAGGCUAGAUUUCUUUAUAAAGUGCCUACGGAUGAGUCAUGCAAAUUUGGACUCGUUUCUCUACCUCGGAAAUAAACACGUAGAACAUAGAACCACCUAUUGCUGUGUAAACCGGACAGUCUCAAGAAGCUUUUACGUAAAUGAUUUCAUCCAUUCAUCUUACUUGCGAGUCGCCUACUGCAGCUGUGUGAAACAGACGUGGUUUCAUCACAUCUGCUUUAUUGUGCUGGUUCCUCAAUUUUGCAAUAAUAUCUGUCCAACUGGGUUAUCAUCAAUUUAAAAUCAUUGUCCAAUUGAUCUGGAAGUCCGGAGCCUCUUAGUUUUUGUUUUGUUUUUUUAAUCACACUUCAUCAUUGUUCUUCUUGAAGCCCUUAUCUGCCUCUUUCUGCCUUGCUCUGUGGCCCACAUGGUACCGCAGCUUCUGCACGGUGCAUUGCUGUUUAUAUCUCGGUAUUCAUCCUGCCUUUUUUGGGGAGGUCACUUUGGGUUAACGUGUUACUGUCAUACUGGUGUUCAGAUGACCUCAAUUCUUUUAGUGUAUUGUAAAGAAAAUCAAGCAAGACGUUGGUAAUUGUGAUGCUAUGAAAUAAUAAAGAGAACAUGCUGUCACACAGAAAGAAGUGCAGGUGUUAUGACGAGUCCAGUGAAGACAGAGAAGUAAACGGGUUCUUUGAAAUACUCUUUAUUGCUCAGAUCCAGGUUGGUCAGCAAUACAGUUCACUCACAACUCAAAACAACAGCACGGCUGUUACCAGCGGCAUGGAUCCAAUGAGAUGUAGUGUAAAUGGAUCAUCUCUGUCCAACACACAAUCACUAAUCAACUUAAGUAAUUUCUGACCUGUUGGCUCAUGGGAAAUGUAGGACUUAAGGUUUCUCAAGCACUGAGGGGACAAAGAAACCUCCCAAUGUUGAGCUGAAGUUUAGAAACAGAUCUAUCCCACAAAAAAAUAAAAAUACUGCAAGUCUAGGACUAUGUGUGUGUGAUAUGUAGUACAUACUGGAUAACCCAUCGCAUUUCUCAUGCAAUGCUUUGUAUUUUCUCGUCACACAACAAACUAGGACAAAAACACUCCUGUGGUUCUGCAUAUGACAGGCUGGAGAAUAAACUUGUUCCUCAGCCAAAAUAUAUGCCAACAUUUGCAACGAAUGCCCUCUGUUCUGUUCUGUUCUGUUCGCUCCAAAAGACAGAAAAAUACAAAGUGUUAACAGCCUUUAUCAGACCUGCAUACUGUCUGUCAGAAACCUUCCUUGUUGAACAGUCAGCAUCUACUUUUCGUGUUACUCAUGCAUUACUUGCAUAUACUGCUUCUCACAUUUGUUCAGAUGCAGAAUAGGAUUCCAUCUCAAGUUAACAGCUAGUACUGGUGAUCUCAAAGGAAUGAAUAUAAAAGCAAAGAUUCCCAGCAACUUUUUCAGUCUAUAUUUAUCAGUGUAGAUGACAAGCCAACUAGAUUACCAGGAGACAGAAAAACUAACAAACUAACCCACCACUACGGGAUAUGAGAGACUAAUACUGUCAUUUCUGUGUGACUGGUUAAAUGGUUGUCAGGUGCAGAGUAUUCAUAUCUAGCACACCUCACAAAACGCCAAUCUUUAGAGAAAAAAAAGAGUUCACUACCAUCUCAUAAGGUUUCACCCCAAAACGCUGUUGGUAACAGAUGCCUCUACAAUGUGGCUUCCUCCAACGCCAUCUGCAGACGCUAACAAGCAUGGCUCACACUGGAUGCACCGCUCACCCCACCAUCAUGAAACCUGCCAUCUCAAUCUAGAGGGAAUCAUAGCAUACCCAAACCUAUACCUAGACAUGAAAGCACAAAACACACAUGAGACAGAGGUUUGAAAAGAAAAAAAAGAAUCCAUCCUCUCUGUUAAAAAAAACAAACAAAAUAAAACGGGCUUAAAAGUUGUUUUUUAAACUGCUCUACCAUGUGGAUGAACUGACAUACCCAUGUCUUGCUUUUUUUUAUAAUAGUCAAGCAAACCAUUACAAAGAUUGAACAAAUGGCCGAGGUGCUAUGGUAACAUCCAUGAUCUCC